Messenger RNA from Cucurbitaria berberidis CBS 394.84, 753 nucleotides. RefSeq lists its product as uncharacterized. Bases 1 to 753 code for a protein of 250 amino acids. The transcript has 2 exons. The record is from RefSeq and is a predicted model, not a curated record. NCBI's taxonomy places the organism in Eukaryota, Fungi, Ascomycota, Dothideomycetes, Pleosporales, Cucurbitariaceae.
AUGGCGCCCACACUGCGCAAGAAGACGCAAGAGAAAACUGAAGCCAGCGCCAAAGCUGCCCAAGAUGCAGGCUUCGUACCUAGGCCACGAAAGACCUUGACUCGCAAACAACGCUACACGCGCAACAAAGGCCUAGUCAGCAUGAAGACGCCCAUGGCCUUGCAAAGCAUCACUGUCGACAAUGCUACGAACUCACCUCUUCUGCGCCUCCCACCUGAGAUCCGGGCCAUGAUCUGGAAGUUCGCUCUCCGUUCAACCUAUGGGUGGAUUGACCUCUACUACAACAGUAUUAAGCAAAUUUCACGAAGCGGGACUUCAACCCGAGCUUGCGAGACUGAACUUCAGGAUCUCUCCAUCAGCCUUCCUCGGGUCUGCCGUUCGAUCUACUCUGAGACGGCGACCAUGAUAUACAGUGAGAACACUUUCGCCUUCCAAGCUGAGCAUUCUAUGAAGAAGUGGCUCUCUAAACGCUUGCUUGCACAACGCGAAGCCAUCCGUUACAUGAUGCUCCCAUGUAUGGUCUACGACGGAGAGGACUUGGCUUUCUUAGACAGCAAAGCGGAAAUCCAAGAGCGUGUAGCUUUGAUGUGUCCGAACUUUGUGGAGAUGAAGGAGGAUGACUGCCUGGACGAAUGUCUUUGUUAUACACCUGCUAUGUACAUCAUGGAUCGACGGAGCCGAGAGAUGCAUCCAAGCUCUGGAGACGAAGAACCUUACGAUCACAGUGAUCUUGAUGAAAGUGACAGCUGGUAG